UCUUCAUUCCCGACAACAUCGUCACCCAGCUUCUGGGCUUUACGACGUCGGAAAAUGCUGUCGUCCUCACUGCGCCGGGCUGCAUGGGCUCCUAUGGGGCCCAUCGCCGGCAUGUCUCGCGCAACCAGCCAAAGUAUUACUACCUCCGCGAACGGCCUCAUCGGCUCGUCACAACAUGGAGUGAAUUCUGCAGAGAAACGUGAGGGGAAGGCUUCCAGACGGAGGGGCAAGGAUAGCAACGGCCGCAAUGGCUCCAAGCAGCCGACGGCUUUUUCCCGACUUCCUAGUGUUCCCUCUACCCAACACCUCCAGCCGCAUGACGUUCACGUCGCCUCCUUCUUUUCCAUCCACCGACCCAUCUCCGUUUCCACCACCGUUCCUCCGACCUCGACCCCCGAAGCCUUCGACGCCAUCUUCACCGCAAAGAAGCCGGCUAAGCCUGAGGUGGACGAUGUCAUCUUCACCCUCUCCUCCGCCGUCAACUCCAUGGAGAACUCCACUGCCCACUCCGGCGAGCAGGAGGGCUCUCUGCAGUACUUCGACAUGGAAGGCAACCAGCUGGAUGGCAUGAACCUUUCCGAUCUGAAAGUCUCCGUCGAGGAACUCACCAAGCGUCUCCGUCCCUUCCACCCUCCUCCGCCGCCCGUUCCCUUCGACGAAGCGAAGAACAUGGCCUCCUCCGAGUUCGAGGACGUCCCCCGGGAGACCUCCAGCUACUCCACCGUCCUGACCAUCCACGAGUCGAUACACUCGGAUGGUCGCAAGACCUACGAGGCUCACACUGGUCCCUUCGUGCCCUCCGGUGAGAUGGAAGCUCCCGGUGCCAUUGGAGAGAGCGAGGCCAUCAUUGAUGCCCCCCACAACUCCGGCACCACCUACAUGGAGCGUAUCCGCAACAACCGCACCAUGCACGCCAUUAGCACCAAGAGACGUCGCAGACUGAAGAUGAAGAAGCACAAGCUGAAGAAGCUGCGCAAGAGGACAAGGACCCUGAGACGGAAGCUUGAGAAGGCUUGAUUGAUUAUCUUCAAUCAUCAGAGACCAUUACCAUUUGCUUUGCAGCUAUAAUUUUUCUUUUCGCUACGCUACAAUCCGAAUAAACCUUCCUCUUGUUAUCCAUCUUCCUUUUUUAUCUAUUUACAUACUUACAUGCUACCUCUUUCCAUUCCUCUGCUUCACAGAGAAGUCAUCUCUAGACUUACGCAUCUGAAGCUUU
Molecule: messenger RNA, 1216 nt
Organism: Aspergillus piperis CBS 112811
Lineage: Eukaryota; Fungi; Ascomycota; Eurotiomycetes; Eurotiales; Aspergillaceae
Product: mitochondrial 37S ribosomal protein mS38
Exons: 3
Coding region: 55-1017 (320 amino acids)
Biological process (GO): mRNA processing
Cellular component (GO): mitochondrion
Source: RefSeq, a predicted model, not a curated record